This is a messenger RNA of Sarcophilus harrisii (Tasmanian devil), 4742 nucleotides long. RefSeq names its product FYVE, RhoGEF and PH domain containing 3 (gene FGD3). Gene Ontology annotation, molecular function: metal ion binding; guanyl-nucleotide exchange factor activity. Gene Ontology annotation, biological process: cytoskeleton organization; filopodium assembly. NCBI's taxonomy places the organism in Eukaryota, Metazoa, Chordata, Mammalia, Dasyuromorphia, Dasyuridae. The record is from RefSeq and is a predicted model, not a curated record. The coding region runs from base 794 to 3067 and encodes 757 amino acids. The transcript has 19 exons. Gene Ontology annotation, cellular component: cytoplasm.
UGGGUUUUUUUAAAAGUAUUUUUUAUGUUGACUUGGGAGUUAGAGACUUUAGGUGACACCAUUGUUGCUCCCAUGGCAGGAAGCCCUGAAAUGUUUUUUACAGCAGAAUGGUGGUUGUGAAUAUGACUGUGUUUAAUAUAUUCAGUUGUAAUUAUGUGUUAGGAGUCAUAUUUUGUGACAACUUGUCACCGACUAAAAUGGGGAUUUCCUGAGACUAUGAAUAAAUCUCUAAAGUAAAUUAAAUCAUAUUAACUUAAAUGACUACUCCUUGAAGUUCUUUAAUGUGUUUUGCUUCUUUACUGCCAAUGAUCUAGCCACAUAGGAAGAAAUUUGAAGGGAAUAAUCUGCUGUUUUCAGAAUCUCAUAAUGGGAUCGUUCUUCAGUUCCUGCUCCUAGUUCUGCUCCUGUUCCAGGUGAAAACCAGUCUGACUCAUCACCAGCACCAGAGGCUGAGGACCAACUACAAAGCCUCAGUCCUUUACAAUGUGCCCAACAACAGGGAAAAAGACCUCAGAUCAAGUGCCCAGCUGCCAAAACAAACCCUCCGAAAAAACCCCAAGUACCUCCUAAACCUGUCCAUUUCAAACCUCUUGGACAAGAAAGAGAUUUGCAGCGAAUACCUCCGGCACCUCGUAGACCUCUGCCAGCUGACCCAAGGCCAUCCAGGACUUUACUAUCUGCAGAAGGAGAAACACAAAUCUCACCAGACAUCAAUAGCCUGAUUGAAAAGUUCGAAAGCAUCUGGCAUCCCAUUCCUAUUCUUCAGAGAAGCCAGUCCCAUUUACCUUUUAGGAUGGAGUCAGGAUUGGGCUCCUCAGCAUCUCCAAACGCUGCUGACUGUGAGCUGAGCUUUGGCUCUGGAGACUCAAGUGAGAAAAACAAAAGAGAUGGAAGCCAGCCAGCUAUGCUGGGCAUUGUAGAGCCAUCCAGUACAGACUUGGGCAAAAUAAGAGAACUCCACAUAGGGGAUAGCCAAAGCUUUGAGAACUGUUCUUCUGCUAAGCCCAACAAAGAGACCAUGGGAAGGGAUGGUGCAAAAGCCCCGGCUAUUGAGCAGGGCAGCAAUGGAAAAAUACCUAACCGAGAUAGUGGCAUUGACAGCCCUUCUUGUAGUGUGGCAGGAGAGACCUUUCCAACUGAGGAAGGAGGAGAGCACAAGAAAUAUCCCACCCCAGGCCUUCUAAUUGAGAUAGUGCCUGAAGGAGAGCAGAAUGUGAGCUCACCUGGUGACACUCAGAAAGAGAUAGCCCAAGAGGCUGACAGUGAUGUUGAUGAAGGCAGCAGUGAGGAGCCAGAAACUACAGAUGUGUCAAGGGGAGAAGACCUAGAUGUAGCCAAGUGUACUGAUCCACAGAAGUUAUUCAAUAUUGCAAAUGAACUCCUCCAUACUGAAGAAGCCUAUGUCAAAAGAUUGCACCUACUGGACCAGGUUUUUUGCACCAAGUUGGCAGAAGCUGGUAUUCCAUCUGAAGUGACAACUGGUAUCUUCUCCAACAUUUCUUCUAUUUAUUGUUUCCAUGGACAGUUUCUUUUACCAGAGCUGCAGACUCGAAUUACUCAAGAAUGGAGCACAAAUCCCAGGAUUGGAGAUAUCCUUCAGAAGCUAGCUCCAUUCCUGAAGAUGUACGGUGAAUAUGUAAAGAACUUUGACAGAGCUAUGGACUUGGUAAACACCUGGACCCAGAGAUCAUCUCCAUUUAAAGAUGUUGUUCAAAGCAUCCAGAAGCAGGAGGUCUGUGGGAACUUAACAUUACAGCAUCACAUGCUAGAGCCAGUACAGAGAAUCCCUCGCUAUGAGAUGUUGCUCAAGGAUUAUUUGAAGAAGCUUCCUGGGGAGUCUCCAGACAGGAAAGAUGCAGAGAAAUCCUUGGAGCUCAUCUCCACAGCAGCGAAUCACUCAAAUGCAGCUAUUCGAAAGAUGGAAAAGAUGCACAAGCUCUUGGAGGUGUAUGAGCGUUUAGGAGGAGAAGAAGAUAUCGUUAAUCCUGCAAAUGAACUUAUUAAAGAAGGCCAUAUUCAGAAGCUAUCUGCAAAAAAUGGCACUGCUCAAGAUAGGUACUUGUUUCUGUUUAAUAGUAUGCUGUUAUAUUGUGUGCCCAAACUGAGACUCAUAGGUCAGAAAUUCAGCGUUCGUGAGAAGAUGGACAUAGCUGGAUUGCAGGUACAGGAAAUUGCCAAGCCAAAUGCAACACAUACUUUUACAAUAACAGGAAAAAAGAGGUCUUUGGACCUGCAAACAAGGACAGAAGAGGACAAGAAAGAAUGGAUUGAGGUAAUUCUUGCCACAAUUGAAAAGCACAAGCAAAAAAGUGAGACAUUCAGAGCUUUCAAUAGUUCUUUCGCCCAGGAGGAGGAUGUCCCAGACUCACCUAUGGCCAGCACAAGCUCAGUGGAGUCCAUGGCAGGGACAGAUGGCUGUGGUGGAUUUGGAGGACUUGACUCCAAAAAAUCUUCUAAAAAUAGAAGAGAUAAAGAGAAGCAAACUUGCAAAAGCUGCAGUGAAACCUUUAAUUCAAUUACAAAAAGACGGCACCACUGCAAACAGUGUGGGGCUGUGAUUUGUGGGAAGUGCUCAGAAUUUAAAGCAGAUAAUAGUCGUCAGAGUCGUGUUUGCAAAGAGUGUUUCCUUAUGCAGAGUACAGUCCCAAAUAGUCCCGUCUCUGAGGCUGGCAGUGAACAAAGGAAGAAGCUGGAGAAGCAAAAUAUUACUGCACCUGAAAACAGCCUUUUCUGUAGUCACCUCCAGCUCAUGGAUAAAGGCAAGAUUUGCUGCAAGCUAUGGGCAACCAUUCCAAAAACAGAACCCUUGGUGCUGUACCUACAAGGAGGCCAGGAUGGACGGGCCCCCCGGACAAUCCCCCUUCCUGGCUAUGAAGUGACUUUGCCUGGACCUGGCGAGAAGCUAGAAGCAAAAUAUACACUGAAGCUCUCACAGUCCCACCAGACUCUCUUUCUCAGUUUUGACGAUGAGGAACUGCAGCGGAAGUGGAUGGAAGUUCUCACCAGAGCUGCCAGAGGAGAAACGGAUGAUCCCAGUGCUAGUGUUGGGAAUGCUCAAGGGCCCUGAAAAGCCAGAACCCAUCCUAGGGACAGCCACCAAAGGCGUUUGGUCCUGGCACUUGGACAGGGGUAGUUGGGCAGAUCUGCAGAGGAAUCUCUCCAGUGGAUCCUUUCUCCUUAUAAAAAGCGACCACUCCAGAGGGGCAAAACAGCCAAUGACUCUCCUGAGUCAGACCCAGACUUCCAGGCCAGUGAGCAUGCCCAUGAGUGUCUGUGUUUUCAUACAUGUGCUUUGGAAAAAGAGUGCAUGUGGGUGCCCAACCUUGAGCACAGCAGGCUGAGCCGGGCAGUAGACAAGGUAGUAAUAGAAGAGAUCUGGGUCACUGGUACCAGCCUGGGUUUGUUUUACAUUUGUAUCUCUCUGUUCCUUCCCAACUGUUCCAAACCUUUUGGUGUUUCUAAAUAUUUAUCCCCUCUCACCCACCUGGCACAUAGACUCCCAUUGCCUCAGGACUGGAGAUUCACACCCUUAGGGAAGGAAGCAGGGUAGUGAUCCCACACACCUCCCAUCCUGAGUCUGUCAGACACUGCCCUGUGGGGGUCUGCAGAGUGGGCGUGCACUUGGCAAGCAGGACUACGUGGUAUGUUGUUUUGUAAACAGAUAGUCUUAGUUAAGGUGGUGUUUGGUGAUGCUGACCUUGGAUAGAGGGCAACAAGAAAAUGAUUCAUUUGUUGUAUGGUUUGCCCUGAAUUGACUCAAACCCUUGUCCACUUGGGCUAAACCUCCGGCAGUGUUCAACCUGCGACUUUGGUGCAAGGUGAAUGUGUUAGUCAGUCACUAACUAAUAUGUAAGUGCUAAGCCAUGCCAGGGUUUGGACCAGGCCACAGCUUCCCUCUGUCUUGGUCAGUCUGUUUCCUGAUAAAACAGUCUUUGUGAAGUAUCCUUAUCCAUUAAGCUGUUUGUCCUUCCUGUGUGGAGAUGACCCUUUGAAAGAGAAAUUGCUGUGGGGAAUGACCUCAGAUUAUUGCUGCAGCUUUUGGGGCCCUCACUGGGGGACCUGCUCCCCACCACCAUCUGCCUCAAGUCCCCUAGCAAACACUGUAGGUAAGGGGAAACUUUUAGAGUUCUAUGUAGGGCAUUGCUGAUCUUCUGUAUUCAUAGGAAGGUGACCUACUCACCUAUUUGAUUAAUUUUCCAGUAGUACAAGAUUUAUUUAUAAUUUGUAAAUAAUGUUUCAUACCUACCGCCAGAAAUUUAAAAUAUUGAGAUUAAUAACAGGAUUCAGUGUGUAGUGACAAAAUGUUUGUAUGAAUUUGUCAUUUACCCUUCUUGUUAACUGGCAUUUGUUUUGUUCCCUAAAGGGAAAUUUGUUUUCAUAUUUGUCUAUUUAAAUAAAUGCCCUGCAGCCAGAUGUGGAGACCACUGCUAUUCUGUCUAGUAGCUCAGAAUGGGGACUUUGGGUAGGUACCCAAAGUCUGGGUGCUGAGACAUGGGAGGGAGGAUUUUAAGGAGUGGGAAGAGUAUUUUCUAAAGCUUACUAGCUUUCCUUCCCCCUGCAUCCAUCCAACCCCUUUUCAUUCUUCUCUUGUCUUGCCUUUCAAAAGCCCCUUAAAACAGUUUGGGAAAAUAGUGUUUUAUUCUCAAUCCCAGCCAGGAAUGACCUAAAUGAAUUAAGCAGCCUCUUCUCUGUAACCAAAAACAACUUUAGAAAUAAAGGAAGCGUGAUGGGAAGGGCUAUGA